Cyprinodon tularosa is the source of this 843-nucleotide messenger RNA. RefSeq names its product RAB38c, member of RAS oncogene family (gene rab38c). Gene Ontology annotation, cellular component: vesicle; Golgi apparatus; trans-Golgi network. Gene Ontology annotation, biological process: vesicle-mediated transport. Lineage: Eukaryota; Metazoa; Chordata; Actinopteri; Cyprinodontiformes; Cyprinodontidae. Bases 57 to 677 code for a protein of 206 amino acids. The transcript has 5 exons. Gene Ontology annotation, molecular function: GTPase activity; GTP binding. The record is from RefSeq and is a predicted model, not a curated record.
GCUGUAUUAUUUUGGGUUUUUUGGGGGAUUAUCUCUCCUGCAGAUAGGACUGAUGGAUGCAGCUGGAGCUUCUUUUCAAAGUCUUGGUGGUGGGGGACCUUGGUGUUGGGAAAACAUCUAUUAUCAAGCGGUUUGUCCAUCAGGUUUUCUCCCAGCACUACAGAGCGACCAUUGGUGUGGACUUUGCCCUUAAAGUUCUGCACUGGGACAAAGACACUGUGAUCCGGCUUCAACUGUGGGACAUAGCAGGACAGGAGAUGUAUGGGAACAUGACCCGUGUCUACUACAGGGAGGCAGUGGGAGCACUGGUGGUGUUUGAUGUGACAAGGGCCUCCACAUUUGAAGCAGUGUUAAAGUGGAAGGAUGACCUGGACUCUAAGUUGACUUUGAACCAUGGGAGACCAGUUCCUGCAGUACUUCUUGCCAACAAGUCAGACCAAAUAGCGUGCCAGCUGCCCAAACUGGAUUCCUUCGGCAGAGAGAACGGGUUUGUAGGAUGGUUUGAGACUUCUGCAAAGGAAAAUACAAACAUCGAGGAGGCAGUCCGCUGUUUAGUGGAGCAUAUCCUGAACAACGAGGAGUACCUGGUGACAGAGCGAGAACCCAACUCCAUACCUCUUUCUGAAUACGCAAGCAGCACAAGUCGUGAUUUGAACUGUUCUUCAUGUUUAAAAUGACGGCUGCAGAGAGGAAGUACUUUAAAAAAAAAGCCAAGAAGGAGGAACUAAAAAGAAACUCCUUUUUACAGAUUAAGAGUGAAAUUACAUGUUUUUAAAACUAAGCUCACACUGCAUAUCAUUGCAUAGCUUGUAGAAAUUCAGCACCAGCAUUUGGUUUUUAAUG